Molecule: messenger RNA, 2543 nt
Organism: Orbicella faveolata
Lineage: Eukaryota; Metazoa; Cnidaria; Anthozoa; Scleractinia; Merulinidae
Source: RefSeq, a predicted model, not a curated record
UAUCUUAAAUUUUAAACUUAUAUCUUCUUAGUUACUUGUUGAAGGUAUUUUCUCAAUUUAGUUCUUUUUAUUUUUACUUUCUGUUUUAUACCUGCAAACUAGCCGGUGAGUUUUCUCACAAAAGCUAAGUGUAUAUACACAAUAAACUUGACUUACUUACCUACUUUCGAAUGUUUCACCGUGAUGCGCACAUGGCAAAUUUUAAAAAUCUAACCAUCGUCACGGAUGGCUAGGGCUGAUGCUCUUUUGUUUGGAAAGAAAAUAUGAAGUUUACAUGAGAGGUAGUCAUACCAACAAAGGUCGAUAACAAUGCAAAGAAGAUUAUUAAAAUAUUCUGUACAAAUUAGCACUCCUUCUGAACACAAAGGUGACACAAUAGAUUCUUUCAAACUGUAAUGACCCUUUGAGAUGCGAAAGGCCAUGUUCGCAGUUCAUUUGCGGCUUAAAAGACUUACGAAGUGAUUGUUUUGAAAAGGAAUGCUUAAUCCGUAGCUUAGCAGAACGUCAACUGAAAAUAGCAAGGACUUACGCUGAGUAUUCGCAAAAUUUCGUCGAGAUAAAAGAGAAGGGCGAUUUGAGACGAACUGGAAGCAAAUAGCGCGCGAUGCUACAUAAAGUCGACAUAUCUGUCACGGCAACAAGCUCGUUUAGCCCAAGAAGAGCAGAGAAACUCGAAGAGAAACGUGUAACCCAGCUGGAACAUUUAAACCAAGCUAAACAGCAAGUGUCUGGGAAUGAAAUAUCAACACCAGAACAGAAACUUGCAAACGAUGAAACACGUCAGCUAAAAUUGCCGGUUCUCCCAGUUGAACGAGUCAAGAACGAAGAAAACGAUGAUCUGCAAUUUCUUUCGCGUGGAAUGCAAUGUUCUGAUUUUUCGCUACAACAACGUACGGCAGAAUGGAUUGAUAAAUCAACUAAGAAAUCACAAUCUUCUUGUUCCCAGCGUCUCGAACCAGCUUCAAGUACUCCGGGAUUUACGCAAGGACGAGUCCUUUUUGUCCUAGAUCAGAAUCAGGUAAACAAUAGAGGAAGCGAAUUGGAACACGCGGGGGACAUUUCGAAAGACCGAAGUCAGAGUAUUUCGCCGAUAUCUGGUUCAAUUCUAGAAGGACAGCGAGUGAAUUUAAGAGAGAAAAUGGAACUAAACAAACAGCGAAAACAGGUUCGUUGUCGCAUGCCAAGGAAAGCAAACAAGCUAUGUAAUCAAAGUGAAUCAACAGCGGAAACCUUUGACACUGAAAAUAACUUAAUGAAAACACGAAGGACGAGCUCAAGCACGGUUUCUUUAAAGACUAGGAAACAGGAUGCACGACCGGUAUUUCACCUGCCAAAGGCUGAUAAAUACGAUAUCACACCUAAAAACAUUCUAAACACCAAAGUUUGUUCGGUUUUCAAAGUGGACGAUCUAAAAUCAUCUUCAUUAUUCUAUUCAGGUUGUAAAAAUACAUGGAUUCCCAGCCGGGAUAGUUACGUUAUCAAGAACUCUGUGUUUAAAGCUAUCGCUCAACCAACAGUGUUUCUGAGGCAACCAUCUCCUGUUGCUGGAGUAAAAAUGACUUUAAAGGAGCCCGAAGACUCGCUGGCGGCAGCGAUUCAAGCUGUCGAGGAAACGAACGUAACCUCUCCAACUGUUGAUGGAGGUCGGCAGGUAAAGAAAUUUGUUAUAAGGUUGCCGCCGAUUUGCUGAAUAAUAAUAACAACAACAGCAACAUUUAUUUAUAUACAAUACGGACAAUCAGAAGCUGCUUAUAGGGUCGUGUUUCUAACUGAGGCAAACUUAUUAAAAACUUUUAAAACAUCUUGAAACAUAAUUUUGCUAGGUCAAAGAAUUGUAAUAUCCUCUGACCUGUCUGUCAAGGAAGAAUUUAUAUACGGUUGACCGUAGUCCGAAAAUAAAGUGAGAUUUAGUAACAUUAAACCCUUGGCGCCAGAAAGUUCCUUAUUUCGAUUACUUCAGCUGAUGUUGACCAAGCCUGUGAACAGGCUUACGUUCGGAGUCUCAAUACCGCCGGAGCUGCGAACGGCCACACUGUGAAGAAUAGCAUACCACUCGUUAAACUGGAACUGCUGCACUCGCUAAACUCGUCGGCGUGUUCGACUCGCGCGCGGCUUAUUGCCGGUUAAUUGUCACUCGCGCGUCAGUUCCCAAACGUGGUGGUCGCUCGCAGAAUUACUCUCGGCCCAACUUGUUCCAGGACGAAAUCUCGCUCCCAGCUUCUUCGCUCUGAGGAGGAACGUGUACAAGGAGUGACGCUGCACCGUUUACAUCGCGCUUGAAACAGGACCUUUUAUCCCAUAGGACCGGUCGUACGUUGACUAAUACGAGUGAAAGCUCAGGAAACGAAACUAUUGUAAGUAUCGAGCCGGGGCCAUUCUGAGGCUACCUCUCUCAGAUUUCGCGUACAAAUUCUUAUUGGUUGAUUAAUAGUUUUAAACUGGAUAAAUUACCUCUUGGAGAAGUUUGGAGUUAGCCCUCAUUCGGGAGAAAAGAUAGAGGGCUAAACGUAUCUACAACGGCAAAAUUUUAGCAACUGUUUCAC